AAAAGUGACAUUUGAUGGCUCGAACUUCAACGAGUGGAUGAGAUAUAUUCGCAUGAUAACUCGUUAUGAGGACAAAGAAUAUGUCCUAGACGAGAAGCUUGAAAGGAUCAACCCAGAAGAAGCUACUCCUGAAAGAUGGCCGCCUUUGAGGCCCACGAGCGUGAUGCAACGAAAGUUCAUUGCAUCAUGUUGGCCACCAUGAACCUCGAACUCCAAAAGUCCUAUGAGGACAUGUAUCCAUAUGAGAUGCAUCAAGAUUUGCUGGACAGGUACCACCAGAGCGCGAGGCAAGAGCGCUAUGAGAUCAUCACCAACAUGAUCACCGCUAAGAUGGGGAGGGGAGAAUCCCUAACUGCUCAUUUGCAAAGAAUGCAAAGAUAUGUUGAUCGUCUUCUCAAACUUAAUGUUAAGUUUGAUGAGGAUUUGGCUAUCGACAUCAUCCUCCAACUCCUUGCCUUCCUGCUACAGCCACAGUUCAGAAUGACCUACCACAUGAAUAAGGAAGAGGUCACCCUAAGUAAGCUUCAAGGGCUCCUGAGGACAGCUGAGAGCAACCUCAAGGACAAAUCUGUUGCAUCAUCCUCUACUGUAGCUGCUCCUGUGUUGGCAAUUGGCCAAGGAAAGGGAAAGAAGAGGAAGGCUCCUUACAAGAGCCACCAUAAGGGUAAGACCCAAGAUGGUUCUUCUUCUAGUGGGACCAAAGCAGGUUCUGUUAAGCCCUCUUCUGACCCCAAGGAAGCAGAGUGCUUCUAUUGCCACCAAAAGGGCCACUGGAAACGAAGCUGCCCUAAAUAUCUGCAAGAUAUUAAGGAUGGGAAGAUAAACCCACCUUCGCAGGGCCUAAAAAGAAGUAGGGAAGUGGAGCAUGGAAGGAUAAGCUUGAUCAUGGGAAACAGGAAGUCUUCACCAGUAACCAAGAUCGGAGUUUAUUCCUUAGUGUUGAGUAAUGGGUUAGGGCUAGAUUUAAAUAAUUGUUCCUAUUCGCCAGAUAUGGCAAGAAACAUCAUUUCUUUUCAUGGAAAUGAUGUUUUGAAUAUUGAUUCGUCCACAAGUUUGGACAAAGCAUGUUUGUGGCAUUGUCGCCUUGGCCAUGUGAACAAGAAACGCAUAGCCCAACUCCAAAAGGAUGGAGUCUUGGAGUCUUUCGACCUUAGGGACGAUGACGUGUAUGUAUGUGGACCCUUUAGAUCCACCACAAGGGACGCUUGUCGCUUCUACGUGACUUUUACAGACGAUUAUAGCAGAUAUGGAUAUAUCUACUUAAUCAAGCAAAAGUCAGAAACUUUUGAAAAGUUCAAAGAGUUCAAGAAUGAAGUGGAGAAUCAGUUGGGCAGGAAAAUCAAGAUGCUUCGAUCUGAUCGAGGGGGAGAGUACCUAAGUCUUGAGUUUCACGACUAUCUGAAAGAGUGUGGAAUAGUUUCACAAUUGACGCCUCCUAGAACGCCACAAUUAAAUGGUGUGGCUGAGAGACGUAAUCGAACCUUGUUGGACAUGGUUCGCUCUAUGAUGAGUCGUGCUUCGUUACCAAUCUCAUUCUGGGGUAUGCCUUGGAGACUGCCGCCCAUAUCCUUAACUUAG
Molecule: messenger RNA, 1578 nt
Organism: Lactuca virosa
Lineage: Eukaryota; Viridiplantae; Streptophyta; Magnoliopsida; Asterales; Asteraceae
Source: the annotation of a GenBank genome assembly